GCUUUGUAAAAAGACAAAAAUAAAAAAAUCUAAGAUAUGAAGAAUUAUAGACAUUAUCUGCUCCAAAAAUCGUGGCUUAUCGGUGUGGCCAUCGGAGGUCUACUAAUAAGCGGACUGAUACUAUCCGGCCUCAUACACUCCGGUGAGACCACCUUCCUCUGCUCCUCGGCCAGCUCCAGAACUCGUACUAUGGCAGAGUAUGCGGCGACGCCGAUCCAGCUCCAAGCCAUCGUCCACUAUGCCACCUCAAAAAUCGUCCCACAGCAAUCUUUGGGUGAAAUCUCCGUCACCUUCGACGUCCUCAAGGCUCUCGCACCUUGCAAAUUCCUCGUCUUUGGUCUCGGGCAUGACUCUCUCAUGUGGAAUUCGCUCAAUCCACGUGGCACCACCAUAUUCCUCGAAGAAGACCCAAAAUGGGUGCAAACCGUCCUCAAACACGCCCCUACUCUCCAGGCUCACACCGUAAAGUACCGGACGCAGCUUCAGGAGGCAGACCGGCUUCUCGCCACGUACCGGAGCGAACCAUACUGUUCGCCAAGUAAAGCAUAUUUGCGCGGUAACUAUAAGUGCAAGCUCGCAUUGACUGGAUUACCGGACGCAGUGUACGAUAAGGAGUGGGAUCUGAUCAUGAUCGAUGCACCGCGAGGAUACUUCGCGGAGGCACCGGGAAGAAUGGCAGCGAUAUUCUCUGCGGCGGUGAUGGCUAGAGCGAGGAAAGGAUCUGGUGUGACGCACGUGUUCCUGCAUGACAUAAACCGGAAGGUGGAGAAGGUUUACGCGGAGGAGUUUUUAUGCAGAAAGUAUCUGGUAAAGGGCGUAGGUAGGCUAUGGCAUUUCGAAAUACCGCCUGCAGCCAAUGCGACCACCGCGGGUGGCGAAUGGUUUUGCUAGAAGCCACCCUAGCCGAGGAUGCCAUUAACCCCCUUAUUAGAUUGAGUGCAGCCCAUAUUGUAUAGAAUCAUAUUAUAUGGUGUGUUUUUUCAUUAUGGAUAUAAUAGUCUAAUAAAGUUUUUAUUUAGUAAGAUAAUAUAA
Hevea brasiliensis (rubber tree) is the source of this 1032-nucleotide messenger RNA. RefSeq names its product probable methyltransferase At1g27930. The transcript has a single exon. Gene Ontology annotation, biological process: xylan biosynthetic process. NCBI's taxonomy places the organism in Eukaryota, Viridiplantae, Streptophyta, Magnoliopsida, Malpighiales, Euphorbiaceae. The record is from RefSeq and is a predicted model, not a curated record. The coding region runs from base 37 to 891 and encodes 284 amino acids.